UUGUUGUUUGAUUGAUUGCUUUGAGAUGGAUUGUUGUUUGUUGUUUGAUUGAUUGCCUUGAGAUGGAUUGUUGUUUGAUUGAUUGCUUUGAGAUGGAUUGUUGUUUGUUGUUUGAUUGAUUGCCUUGAGAAGGUAAAAACCAUGUAGGCCGAUUGAUUGUUGUUUGUUGCAUUGAGAUGGUACAUGUUUAUAUGUCACGAUUGAUUGCUGUUUGUUUAUGGUUAUUAUGAUUCAUUGCUGUUUGUUGCUUGGUAUCUAACUUUGGUAUUCUUAGUACCUGAUCAUAGGUAACAGACCUAGCGCUAUUCUUUUUUCUGAACUUUUUUGUGAUUAUUAUGCCUUCACAUUGCACUGCUCCUAGAUCCAUAUCGACAUGCCCACCCUGUCUGAUGAGGAUAAAGAUGUAAGGAACUCCUCCCAAGAAUCUCUCUUGCUCCUUGUAUUAACUUGGCGACUAGAUUUACAUGUUAAAUUAUUAUUUUCGUGAAACUGGAGCUCCUUGCUGUAACCCAUCAUAUGACUUUAUGAGCGUGCAUCACUUUCAGGUUAUGAAAAAAUGGGGAAAACAAGGUUGACUUCCUCUCUCUUUCUUAUACAAGGCAUGAAGAAGAUGUGCGGCAACAAUAGGCACGGGAGUUCCUCUCAAAGUUAGGUGAUCUAAGCCAAACUCUGAUUUUUGCCAAAAUUGAGAAUGUAGAGGGCUUGAACCAUUUUGAUGAGAUCCUGGAAGAAGCAGAGGUAUAAUUCUGUAAAGAGGAAACCUUGGAAUUGAUCUUCCACCUAAAAAGAAGUCUGCUCUGCACAAGUGCAACAAGGCUGGAAAGCCUGUUGUUGUUACUCGUGUUGUGGACAGUAUGACGGACAACCUAAGGCCUUCUCGUGUGGAGGCAACUGAUGUGGCACAUGCAGUGUUGGACGGUAGUGAUGCCAUUCUCCUUAGUGCUGAGACUCUCCGUGGGUUGUAUCCAGUUGAGACUAUGUCAACAGUAGGCAGAAUUUGUGCUGAGGCUGAGGUCUUCAACCAGGAUUUGUACUUCAAGCGAACCAUGAAAUACGUGGGAGAACCCAUGACCCACUUGGAGUCUAUUGCUUCCUCUGCAGUGCGGGCUGCUAUCAAAGCUAAUUGUCAAGUACAGGUCCACCAUGCCGUUCCUCGUCUAAAAACAAAUCAAUUGAAGUGGAGCUUCACAAGCGCAUUUGAAGCAAGACAAUCACUCAUAGUUAGAGGCCUCUUUCCCAUGCUUGCUGAUCCACGUCACCCGGCUGGAAUCUUCUAGCACUACAAAUGAAUCAGUGUUGAAGGUUGCUCUUACCUUAGCCAAAAUUUCUAUAAGAAUGUUGCUCAUGUUACAUGCCUUCCUUUCUCUAGUAAGUAGAACAAGAACACAUUUAACAUUUCUUUUAUGUCCAUAUGUGUACGCUCAUGAUAUUUGAAUUACAAACCAAAUUCUAAAUAAAUAAGCAUGCGUCUAUGUGCCUACAAACUUGUGGGAUGAAGAUAAACACUUAAUCAGCCUCUAAAACUAGCUUCCUAUUUUCAGGAAUGAAGAUCAGAAUCACCCUCACCACUCGAGAGAUCGGUUUACUCAUUCAAGUUAUG
Triticum urartu is the source of this 1600-nucleotide messenger RNA. Lineage: Eukaryota; Viridiplantae; Streptophyta; Magnoliopsida; Poales; Poaceae. The record is from RefSeq and is a predicted model, not a curated record.